Molecule: messenger RNA, 699 nt
Organism: Pipistrellus nathusii (Nathusius's pipistrelle)
Lineage: Eukaryota; Metazoa; Chordata; Mammalia; Chiroptera; Vespertilionidae
Source: the annotation of a GenBank genome assembly
AUGCCAAGCCAACAGAAGAAAGUCAUUUUUUGCAUGGCGGGAGUAUUAAGCUUCGUGUGUGCCCUUGGAGUUGUGACAGCCCUGGGGACACCGCUGUGGAUCAAAGCCACCUUCCUCUGCAAAACAGGGGCUCUGCUAGUCAACGCCUCGGGUCAGGAGCUGGACAAGUUCAUGGGGGAGAUGCAGUACGGGCUCUUCCACGGAGAGGGCACGAGGCAGUGCGGACUAGGAACACGGCCCUUUCGGUUCUCAUUUUUCCCAGAUUUGCUCAAAGCAAUCCCAGUGAGCAUCCACGUCAAUGUCAUUCUCUUCUCCAUGAUCCUGAUCGUCUUAACCAUGGUGGGGACAGCCUUCUUCAUGUACAACGCUUUUGGCAAGCCCUUUGAAACUAUGCAUGGCCCUCUAGGUUUGUACCUUCUGACCUUCAUUUCAGGGUCCUGCGGUUGUCUUGUCAUGAUUUUGUUUGCUUCUGAAGUGAAAAUUCACCACCUCUCAGAAAAAAUUGCAAAUUAUAAAGAAGGAAUUUAUGCCUACAAAAUACAAAGUGAAAAAUAUACCACCUCAUUCUGGGUCAUUUUCAUUUGCUUUUUUGUUCAUUUUUUGAAUGGGCUCCUAAUACGACUUGCUGGAUUUCAGUUCCCCUUUGCAAAAUCUAAAGACACAGAGACAACGAAUGUAGCUGUGGAUCUAAUGUACUGA